UCACGUGAUCCCGGCAAGAUGGCGGCGCCCAGAGCGUACCUGCGGCUGGUGUCUCCAGUCUGGAAUGCCGGUUUCGGGGGUGCCCGUGGCCUGAGUGGGAUGGUGGCCCCUGAAGGCACUCAGAAGAAGAAGAGGACACUGGGCCAGUACCUGGCUGAUCACUUCUCCGAUGUCCAGGCUCUGAGGGAGUACUUGACUCAGAGGCAGAUGUCGAAAGUUCACCAGAAAAAUUGGAUUCCCACCAACGUCAAGAAUCAAUAUGGCCCUUACGUCGCGGGUGCCUUCUUCAUCCUGAAGCUAGGAGGCUCCGUCAAGUUUCAGGGCCAGGAGUGGAUUGGGCCCAAUGGGUACAGCCAGUUCCGUCAGGGCUUCCUGAAGUUCCAGACAGUGCCCAUUGAAGCCGUGGAUGCCAGUGGCUGUGCCCUCAACUACAAUGGCCUGGACAACCUGUUGCCCCUGAAGGAGCUCCAGACCCUCUCGCUGCAGCGCUGCCCCCACGUGGACGACUGGUGUCUGAGCCACCUCUACCCUCUGGCCCACUCCCUGCGGGAGCUUUCGCUGGCCGGGUGCCCUCGAGUCUCCGAGCGGGGCCUUGCCUGCCUUCAUCACUUCCAGAACCUCCGCAGGCUGGACAUCUCGAGCCUCCCAGCUGUGUCCAACCCCAGCCUCACACAGAUCCUGGUGGAGGAGAUGCUGCCCAGCUGUGAGGUGCUGGGGGUCGACUGGACCCAUGGCAUGAAGCUGGCACCAGAGGAGCCGCCUCAGGACACAGCCCGCCCCGUCCCUGCCUAGCCUGCCCCUUCCCUUGCCAACGACCUGGGUGGGUGGGUGGGGCGCCCUGUGCGGUGUCUGAGCUGGGUUUGUUCCGUGCAGGGGUGGGAGCCUGGGUGUGGCCAGGCCUGGUCCUCUCAGUCAAAGGGCAACUGAUAGUGUGUGGUCACAGAGCUAUU
Messenger RNA from Echinops telfairi (small Madagascar hedgehog), 950 nucleotides. It is a transcript of the gene DMAC2, whose product is annotated as distal membrane arm assembly component 2. The transcript is spliced from 6 exons. The record is from RefSeq and is a predicted model, not a curated record. Lineage: Eukaryota; Metazoa; Chordata; Mammalia; Afrosoricida; Tenrecidae. The coding region runs from base 19 to 792 and encodes 257 amino acids.